This is a messenger RNA of Ahaetulla prasina, 831 nucleotides long. RefSeq names its product neuronal vesicle trafficking associated 1 (gene NSG1). The transcript is spliced from 6 exons. Gene Ontology annotation, cellular component: endosome; membrane. The record is from RefSeq and is a predicted model, not a curated record. Gene Ontology annotation, molecular function: clathrin light chain binding. The coding region runs from base 168 to 725 and encodes 185 amino acids. NCBI's taxonomy places the organism in Eukaryota, Metazoa, Chordata, Lepidosauria, Squamata, Colubridae. Gene Ontology annotation, biological process: G protein-coupled dopamine receptor signaling pathway; endosomal transport; clathrin coat assembly.
CGGCCACGCGCGGCUGCGUCACUCCGGAGCUGCUGCUGCUGCCAUCCGCGCGGAAGGGGAGGCGCUGGGCUCGGGAGGCAGAGCGGCGGCGGAGCUCGCGAGAAGCCGGCGCGGCAGCGGAGAACGAGGCGAGGGCCGAGCAGGCUCCUCUUCUUCGCGAGGGAAGGAUGGUGAAGCUGGGCGGCCCUUUUGGCGAGAAGCGCGGCAAGCCGGCCCCGGCGGAGGACGGCUUCGAUACCAUCCCGCUGAUCACCCCGCUGGACGUCGGCCAGCUCCAGUUCCCCCCGCCGGACAAGGUGGUGGUGAAGACAAAAACGGAAUAUGAACCCGAUCGAAAGAAAGGGAAAUUUCGUUCUCCCCGAAUUGCAGAAUUCACAGUCAGUAUCACUCAAGGCAUCUCAGAACGUUUUAAGGCGACCGCCCUGAUCCUGUUUGCCCUCGCGUUCCUUACCUGCGUUGGCUUUCUUGUGGUCUACAAGGUCUAUAAGUACGACCAAGCCUGCCCAGAAGGUUUCGUCUUCAAGAACAAUCAAUGCAUUCCGGCUGGAUUAGAGAGCUACUAUUCUGAACAAGACUCUAGCGCUCGAGGAAAGUUCUACACAGUGAUCAACCACUACAACCUGGCCAAGCAGACCAUCACCCGGUCAGUUUCUCCAUGGAUGACGGUGCUUUCGGAAGAAAAACUUUCUGAGCAGGAGACUGAGGCAGCUGAGAAACCUGUUUAGGAGGAGGAGUCUGAUGGAGAAUGGUUCAAAGAUGUUUGCAGCGGUGAAGAGGAAAAGAAAUGAAGGAUUCCGAUCACCCUACUUGCAAUAAAAACCUCUUCUAAAA